This is a messenger RNA of Cryphonectria parasitica EP155, 3092 nucleotides long. Its product is annotated as 26S proteasome regulatory complex, non-ATPase subcomplex, Rpn1 subunit. Gene Ontology annotation, molecular function: enzyme regulator activity. Gene Ontology annotation, cellular component: proteasome regulatory particle, base subcomplex; proteasome storage granule; nucleus. The record is from RefSeq and is a predicted model, not a curated record. Lineage: Eukaryota; Fungi; Ascomycota; Sordariomycetes; Diaporthales; Cryphonectriaceae. Gene Ontology annotation, biological process: regulation of protein catabolic process; proteasome-mediated ubiquitin-dependent protein catabolic process. The transcript is spliced from 4 exons. The coding region runs from base 207 to 2912 and encodes 901 amino acids.
CAACAACACCACCGUCAAAUCCAACAAACUCCCAAUUUCGGUCUGUAAACUACAAACUGAACGCUCACCUCUGACGAUUUCUUCUCAUACUCCUCUUCGGGCUUCAGAUUCCUGUCUUUUUGCUCGCUACUGAACAAGGCAGAGCGUAACUACUGCCUUCACGACCCACCACUCACGAGUGCCUUUGAGCCCGCCGCAGAUCUACCAUGGCUCAGGACGAACUGCCCGCCGCCGACAAGGGCAAGGGCAAGGCGAUCGAGAAUGGCAAGCCCGAGGAAGUCAAGAAGGACAAAGAUGGCAAGCCCAUAGCAAAUGGAAAGAAGGAAGAUGAGAAGGAUGAGUCCACAGAAGAGCUCAGCGAGGAGGACCAGCAGCUCAAGAGCGAGCUUGACAUGCUUGUCGAGCGGUUGACAGAAUCUGACUCCUCGCUCUACAAACCGGCUUUGGAGGCCAUGAAGAACUUCAUCAAGACGUCUACAUCCUCAAUGACCGCUGUGCCAAAACCAUUGAAAUUUCUCCGACCACACUACGAAACAAUGACCAAGCUAUACGAAGAUUGGCCCGCGGGCGAUGACAAGGUUUCAUUGGCAGAUGUACUGUCGGUGAUUGGAAUGACCUUCUCAGAUGAGGACCGACAAGACACCCUGAAGUAUCGACUGUUAGCACCUACACAAGACAUCGGUUCUUGGGGGCACGAGUACGUCCGGCAUCUCGCUUUGGAGAUCGGCGAAGUCUAUGCAAAGAGGAUUACGGCAGAGGAGUCAACUGACGACCUCGUUGAUCUUGCACUGCUUCUGGUCCCCCUCUUCCUUAAGAGCAAUGCGGAGGCCGAUGCUGUCGACUUGAUGAGCGAGCUCGAAAUCAUAGAGAGGCUUCCGGAAUUCGUCGACGACAACACCUAUUCCCGGGUCUGCUUGUACAUGGUCUCCAUGGUCAACCUCCUCACAUACCCUGACAACGAAGUCUUCCUGCGUGUGGCUUAUGACAUAUAUAAGGACUUUGGUCAAGCCACCCAGGCUAUGGUCUUGGCUAUCCGGCUCAACGAUACUGAACUCAUUGAGAAGCAGUUCGAGGCGACCACGGACUCCACCUUGAAGAAACAGCUUGCCUUUCUCAUCUCAAGGCAGCGGAUAUCGCUCGAGUGCGAGGAGGAUGACCCAGAGGUGCAAGAGUGCCUCAGCAAUCUGCGCAUGUCGGAGCAUUUCAAAACUCUUGGCAAAGAGCUCAACAUUCUCGACCCAAAGACCACUGAUGACAUCUACAAGAGCCAUCUGGAGAGCAGUCGCGUGGCUGGCAUGACCAAUCUUGACUCGGCCCGCCACAAUCUGGCUUCAGGCUUCGUCAACGCCUUUGUCAAUGCUGGAUUCGGCAAGGACAAGAUGAUGCUAACCGACAAAGACUCAAACAGCUGGGUUUGGAAAACCAAGGACGAGGGCAUGACGUCGACGGUGGCAUCCCUCGGGACUCUGCUCCUGUGGGAUGUCGAGAACGGUUUGGACAAGAUCGACAAGUACACCUAUGCUGAUGAGCCUCAGAUUGUGGCCGGUGCUAUGCUGGCUAUCGGUAUCAUGAACGCCGGCGUCAAGAUGGACUCCGAGCCGGUGAUGGCCCUGCUUGCAGAAUCUGAAAAAUUGGAGAACCCCAACCCCUUGAUCCGGGUCACCUCGAUAAUGGGUCUCGCUCUCACAUACGCCGGUUCCAACAAGGAGGAGCUGCUUGCUGACAAGCUGUUGCCCAUCAUUACCGACACUACCCAGGACAUGCAAGUGUCAGCCAUGGCUGCCCUCGCCUGCGGUUUGAUCUUUGUCGGCUCCUCACACUCAGAUGUAACCGAGGCCAUAAUAACCACUCUGAUGGACGAGGAGCGCCAGAGCCAACUAAAGGACAAGUGGACCCGUUUCAUGGCUCUUGGACUUGGCCUUCUCUACUUUGGAAAGCAGGAAGAGGUGGACGUAGUUCUCGAACUUCUCAAGGUCAUAGAGAACCCUGCGGCCAAGGCGACUGCUGUUCUCGUGGAGAUCUGCGCCUGGGCCGGAACUGGCGCUGUGCUCAAGAUCCAGGAGCUUCUGCACAUGUGCAACGAGCACAUGGAGGACUCCGAUGAGAAGAAGGGAGAUGAGCUGCUGCAGUCAUAUGCAGUCCUGGGUAUUGGUCUGAUUGCGAUGGGCGAGGAAGUCGGUCAAGAGAUGGUACUUCGUCAAUUUGGUCAUUUAAUGCACUACGGCGAGGCCAACAUCCGACGGGCAGUACCCCUCGCAAUGGGCUUGAUCAGCCCCAGCAACCCUCAGAUGAAGGUCUACGAUACUCUUUCACGAUACAGCCACGACAACGACAAUGAUGUCGCGAUUAACGCCAUCUUCGCCAUGGGCCUCCUCGGCGCCGGCACCAAUAACGCACGGCUGGCACAACUGCUGCGCCAGUUGGCAAGCUACUAUCAUCGUGAGAAGGAUUCGCUGUUCAUGGUGCGAAUCGCACAGGGCCUGCUGCACAUGGGCAAGGGCACGAUGUCCCUCAGCCCCUUCCAUACUGACCGCCAGAUCCUGUCACGGGUCUCCGCCGCUGGUCUGUUGGCGGUCAUUGUGGCCAUGAUCGACGCCAAGCUCUUCAUCACCAAGGACUCGCACUACUUGCUCUACUUCCUGGUCACAGCCAUGCACCCGCGGUUCCUCGUCACCCUGGAUGAGAACCUCAAGCCACUGACCGUAAAUGUACGUGUCGGUCAGGCUGUCGAUGUCGUGGGCCAGGCUGGUCGACCCAAGACCAUCACUGGCUGGCAGACACAGAGCACUCCGGUCCUCUUGGGCUAUGGAGAGCGUGCUGAGCUUGAGGAUGAGGAGUACAUCAGCGUGAGCAAUGUGCUUGAGGGUCUUGUAAUUCUGAAGAAGAACCCCGACUGGGACGACGGCAAAUAGGUUCCAUCAUUAUGAGAGGGUCGGCUGCGUAUCAGGGGCAGAGGGCAGAGGAAAAGAGACAAAUGUAUAGUAUCAUGGCCCCUCCGGCCUAUAGGGAAGAGAAACGUCUUGACAGACAUAUUCAUAUGAAACCCCCCCAUAGACGAAAUGAAAAUAACCCAAUCAGUGUUAUGUUUCACC